This is a messenger RNA of Phalaenopsis equestris, 822 nucleotides long. RefSeq names its product aspartyl protease APCB1-like. The transcript has 5 exons. Lineage: Eukaryota; Viridiplantae; Streptophyta; Magnoliopsida; Asparagales; Orchidaceae. Bases 1 to 579 code for a protein of 192 amino acids. The record is from RefSeq and is a predicted model, not a curated record.
AUGACUAAAUCACCAACCAUGAAUUCUCAGUGCACGAUACCCCUCUCCCAUACCACCAAGGAAAAACCUAUGUUUGCCAAGGCAAACAAAGGAAGUUGGUUCGAGUGCCAAGGGGAAUCCGCAAUGAGGGCAUUGAGGGACAUCUCCACGACGUCCCUGAAAGAGGCACCCGAAGAAAAGGCGCUUCCACUGUGCUGGAAGGCCGUGAAGCCUUUUAAGUCCGUCCUUGAACUCAAUAAAUACUUCCAGCCUAUAGUCCUUGGCUUCGUAAGUGGCAAGAGUCUAGCUCAAAUGGUGAUUCCCCCGGAGAAUUAUUUCAUCGUCACGGAAAAAGGCAACGCUUGCCUGGGUAUCCUCAAUGGAAAUGAUGUUGGUCUCAAGGACUUAAUCCUUAUCGGAGACAUAUCGAUGCAGGAUAUGAUAAUUGUUUACGAUAAUGAGAAUCAACGGAUUGGAUGGGCAACUGGCUGCAAUCGGCUCAUUUCUGGAAAUGCUGAAGAAUACGAAGUUGGAUUCCAGUUCCACGACGGUAUUUUUUCUCAGCUCCAAUUUGCGGGAAUUGGUGCUCUCCAAGAGUAGUCGAUUUAUUCAGUACAGUGCUCCAAGUAGGUUGUUAUUAGUGAAAUGUAGAUUGGUUGCAAAUAUCCUGUAUUUCAAUUCCUAAUGCAAUCACGUGAUCAUACAUGUUUAAACCAUUACAGAAUAAUUUUUUUGUUCACAAAUAUAACCGCCUUCUUAGAAAUGUGUGUAAAGUGCCAGCAUUUUUGCUGGAAGCGACUUGGGGACCUGGGAUGGCUGCUCUUUGCCUUGAAAAAAUAUUUU